AUGAAUCUGGCCUGGCUUUUGCCCAUCUUGAUUCUUUGUAUCAGUUCUUUUUCACGAGGGGCCUUAACCCCCGGUGGUACUGUGAAUGUUGGAGCUAUUUUUACAUUUAGCACCAUCAAUGGAAAAGUUGCAAAGAUUGCCAUGAAGGCAGCUGAGGAUGAUAUUAAUUCUGAUCCACGCUUUCUUGGAGGAAGGAAACUGUCUAUAAAUAUGCAUGAUUCCAACUUCAGUGGAUUUCUGGGAAUCAUUGGAGCGUUGCAGUUCCUGGAGACUGAUACUAUAGCUGUUAUUGGGCCACAAAAUGCUGUAAUGGCUCAUGUACUCUCACAUCUUGCAACUGAGCUCCAAGUUCCUUUCUUGUCAUUUACAGCUCUAGACCCCACUCUUUCACCUCUCCAAUACCCGUACUUUAUUCAAACAGCUCCCAACGAUUUGUUUCAAAUGACUGCCAUUGCAGACAUGGUUAGUUAUUAUGGUUGGUCAGAGGUUAUUGCAGUUUUCAGUGAUGAUGAUCAGAGCCGAAAUGGUAUAGGUGCACUAGGUGAUGAACUUGCGGAAAGGCGUUGCAAAAUUUCCUAUAAAGCAGCACUUCCUCCAGACCCAAAGGCCACCCGAAGCGAUGUUCAAGAUGAAUUAGCGAAGGUUCUGCGGAUGGAAUCUCGAGUAAUUGUUUUGAAUACCUUCAGCAAAACAGGUCUCUUGGUUUUUGAUGUUGCGAAGGGACUUGGAAUGAUGGAGAAUGGGUUUGUUUGGAUUGCUACCAGUUGGCUGUCUACUGUUAUAGAUUCAACUUCACCUCUUCCUACUAAGACUGCCAAUUCAAUCCAAGGAGUUUUAACACUCCGCCCGCAUACACCAGAUUCAAAAAGAAAAAGGGAUUUCGCAUCACAGUGGAGCCAGCUGAGUAAUGGCUCUAUUGGGCUAAAUCCUUAUGGUCUAUAUGCCUAUGAUACUAUUAGGUGGAAUGGGAGGGGGACUUUGAACCUUGGUGCUUUGAGCAUAUUUGAUGGAGGAAGCCAAUUGCUCAAAAAUAUAUUGCAGACAAGUAUAACAGGUCUGACAGGACCUGUUCGAUUUAAUCCAGACAGGUCCAUUUUACAUCCUUCUUAUGAUAUCAUUAAUGUAUUAGAAACUGGGUAUCAGCAGAUUGGAUACUGGUCAAACUAUUCUGGGCUCUCGGUUGUGCCCCCAGAGACACUUUAUGGGAAAGCAGCUAACAGUUCUAGUUCAAGCCAAAAUUUAUACAGUGUGGUAUGGCCUGGGGGGACAACAGCUCGGCCUCGGGGCUGGGUGUUUCCAAACAAUGGAAAGGAAUUACAAAUUGGAGUUCCAGACCGAGUUAGUUAUCAGGAGUUUGUCUCAAAGGUGAAUGGUACCGGUGAGGUCCAAGGAUAUUGUAUUGAUGUGUUCCUGUCUUCCAUUAAAUUGCUUCCAUAUGCUGUUCCAUACAAGUUCAUUCCAUUUGGAGAUGGUCAUAAGAAUCCAAAUUACUACGAACUCGUAAACAAGAUCACAACCGGGGUGAGUAAAUUUGUAGCCCCUCAGAAAAUAAUCAGAUGA
Messenger RNA from Dovyalis caffra, 1560 nucleotides. NCBI's taxonomy places the organism in Eukaryota, Viridiplantae, Streptophyta, Magnoliopsida, Malpighiales, Salicaceae. The record is from the annotation of a GenBank genome assembly.